Messenger RNA from Aspergillus puulaauensis, 1770 nucleotides. Its product is annotated as bifunctional C97 family peptidase/thioredoxin family protein. Gene Ontology annotation, molecular function: peptidase activity. The record is from RefSeq and is a predicted model, not a curated record. The coding region runs from base 1 to 1770 and encodes 589 amino acids. Lineage: Eukaryota; Fungi; Ascomycota; Eurotiomycetes; Eurotiales; Aspergillaceae. Gene Ontology annotation, biological process: protein modification by small protein removal. The transcript is spliced from 4 exons.
AUGGAUAUAGAGCUGUAUGUAUAUGACCUGUCCCAGGGAAUGGCACGAAUGUAUUCGAUGGCCUUGACUGGGACGCAGAUCGAUGCGGUGUAUCACACAUCCUUAGUCUUCAAUAACGUUGAGUACUACUUCGGCCAGGGCAUUCAGACUGCUCUUCCUGGUAGCACACAUCAUGGACAACCCAUGGAGAAAGUCCGUAUGGGCAAGAGCGAGCUCCCAUUCGAAGUGAUAGAGGAGUAUCUGCAAUCGCUGAGCUCCGUCUAUACUCCAGAGUCCUACGAUCUCUUCCUGCAUAACUGCAACAACUUCACUCAAGAUUUGUCCAUGUUCCUUGUCGGGAAGAGUAUCCCCGAGCAUAUUAGGAACCUGCCUGAGACUUUCCUACGCACGCCACUAGGUCAGAUGCUGAAGCCCCAGCUUGAGGGUGCCCUGCGUGGGGUAACGCAGGCCCCAGGGCCAGGUCUGCCAGGGCCUUCUGCACGGCCUGCUGCACGGCCUGCUGCACGGCCUGCUGCUGUCCAGUCCCAAAAUAAGGUCCGUGUGGUGACCAACUUGAGCGAGCUGGAGACACAACUGUCUUCCGCUUCGAAGUCUUGUGCGGUCAUAUUCUUCACCUCGGCGACUUGCCCUCCGUGCAAGAUGAUGUACCCGUUGUACGAUGAGCUCGCUGAGGAGGCUGGCCCUCGGGCUAUCCUCAUCAAGGUGGACACCAGUAUUGCCCAGGACGUCGGCAUGCGGUACAGCAUACGCGCAACACCUACCUUCAUGACCCUCCUACGAGGUGAGCAACUCGAUCAAUGGAGCGGAGCGGAUGCCGGCAAGCUACGUGGUAACGUCCGGCUCCUUCUCGAGAUGGCACACCCUUCGCACCGACACCGCGAGCUUCGCCUGCCCAGCUUCCAGCGCACCAUCACCAACUACGUCAUGUACAAGAAGACUCCUCCGCUUGAGAAGCUCGUCCAGAAGCUCAAACCACACGACCAAGACGCCACCCUCCUCUCCAUUAUCGACUUCAUCAAGCGUCGCACCGAGUCCGCAGCAGACACCCCAUUACCAGCAGACCUACCUCACUUCGCACCCUACCUGACGCAAACCUUCCAGUCUCUCCCGAUAGAGAACCGCUUCGCCCUCGUCGACCUCGCCCGACUCCUCUUCAUCGACCCUCGCGUGGCAGGCUACUUCGCCGAAGACACAGCCCACACUCUCCUCCUCACCCUCUUCACCCUCGACGAGUCCUCCGAAUCCAGCACCCCCUACAACCUCCGCAUCGUCACCGUCCAACUCGCCUGCAAUCUCUUCUCAACCCCCCUCUACACCCACCAUCUCUCCUCCCCAACCAACCCGCUCCGCCCAACCCUCCUCUCCCUCUUAACAUCCACCCUCCUCGACACGCACAGCAACCUCCGCGUCGUCGCCGCCUCUCUAGCCUACAACCUCGCCGCAAUAAACCACAACGCCCGAUUCACGACCACCACCACCACCAACCAAGACGCCGGCGCCGAACCCCUAACAGAAGAAGAACAAGUCGCGCUAACAGCCUCGGUCGCCGAAGCGCUUACACAGGAAACAAGUAGCGCCGAGGCCCUGCACGGGCUGCUCUUCGCUCUAGGCCUUCUCGUCUACGAGGCGCCUGACGACGGCGCAGUGCUAGACCUUUGUCGCGCGCUAGGUGUGAAAGAUGUCGUAGACGGCAAGAAGGGCGUUGAGGGUGUUAAAGGCGAUUCUUUGUUCAAGGAGGUUGGGGGUGAGUUAUUGGGGAGGGGGCUGUAG